AUGAAUAUUAUCCGGUCCUGGUGGGGACUCGGCUCCUGGCUUCUACUCGUGGCAGUCGCGGCAACUAGCUUGUUCGCCAGUGAUAUCAGCAAUGUUGCUGGAGAAGAGAAUGAUAUUGGCAUCCAUGCAAACCGAACGGCCAGAACGAUCCUCCGAACGCGUGCUUCCACAGUACCACCGGGCGACUUUCCCAUCUGUACUAACCCCCGCGGUCCCUCGCGUCCAUUCUGUCUCCCGGAAGAUGGUGCGAACGUGACAGUGGAGGGGACUUACUACGUUACAUGGAACGCGGACUUCUAUCCCCUGAAUGCCACGAUCACCAUCGAGCUGCGAUACUCCGACUCCUCCGAAGGCGACUCGGCAUUUACCUCGGAAAGGACGGACAAUAGCUACGGAUAUACUCACAUCCAUAUGCGCCAAGAAUGGCUUCAGGGACGGCACCGAAACCUGUUGACGCUUUAUAUCAUCGAGUUAGAUCCAAUAUCAGACAAACGAGCAAGUGCCCGACGGGGCCCAACAAUCACCCUUUAUCCUAAACCAGUGGAGCAUCGCAUCCCUCCCCCUCGUGUGCGCUUCAAUAAGCUAGCCCUGUAUAUCGGUCUUCCGGUGAGCUUCAGCGUUGUGGUGUUCGUUGUUGCAGGACUGUACUUCGGCAUGAGGGAAAGUAGACGGAUUGAUCUGGGGUACGUCGCGAGGCCUGGGUACGGAAUCGGGAAGUCCAAGAUCCAGCGCCUGGGACGCCACGAGGGAGAGCGCAACGGGUCUGACUGCUCCUCGGCGCUGAAGAAGUAUUCGGAUGAGUUUGACUCGGGCGUCUCCGAAGCGGCCCACCCCGAUCAUUAUGGCGAUCUUGAGCGCAGUCCCACCUUGGGAUUCAAGCGCGAUUCGUCGAAGUUGAAGAGCUGGAGGAUGUGAGCUCAAGCUGUUUCUGUCGCAUGGCUGCGACAAGAGCAGAAUUCGAAGUCUUUUUUGGCAGACCUCGUUCACAGUAUGAGAAACACGCCUGCUAAGCGUUGGGUGGGACACCCUGCCGGUGCAAUAUGUUUUAUACUGGACGAAAUGGUGUUGGCCGACUGGCAGCAUGAGCCAUGGUAAAAUGUAUAUAUAUCACCCUAGGCCAGCCGUUCUUUUGAGCAAAGGCAAGAUACUAUGCGACACGAACCCUUGAUUAUUGCCCGUCUAUGUUGGCAGUUAUACGGAGUGCGUACACCCGUACGAUUUAGUGGUUAGUAUAGAGUGUCUUGCAAGUAUGUAGUUGCCAUGGCAUACCUGCAACUACCAACUAGUUCACCAACUAGAGUAGCAUGAAGGAUUGAGAUGAUGAAUUUGGCAAGCCGCAUCGGGCAUGGCGCCCUGGGCCAUACUGCAAGAGGACUAGUGUCAACAGCGGUGCAGGCCAC
Aspergillus heteromorphus CBS 117.55 is the source of this 1400-nucleotide messenger RNA. RefSeq names its product DUF4448 domain-containing protein. The record is from RefSeq and is a predicted model, not a curated record. Lineage: Eukaryota; Fungi; Ascomycota; Eurotiomycetes; Eurotiales; Aspergillaceae. The coding region runs from base 1 to 915 and encodes 304 amino acids. The transcript has 2 exons.